AUGAGCUCGUGGCAUAGUGUGGCAUGCAUCGCCUCCACUCUCGAGGCUCCGCCGUUCUGUGCCGCCAUUGUGGAUUUCCCUCUGCGUGGUCGCCGUGUGUAUCCCCGGCUCGCACGUCUUGCCGCUCGUAUCCGCAAUCGACCUCGCGAUCCGGUUCGGCCGAACGCAAACAUGAACGCGCCGGGGUACGUUCGUCGACCACGCCGCCACCCGCCGCUAGCGCGUAGAUCUCCCCCCCCCCCUGAUACCACUUUCUUGCCGUGUGCUUUUGCGCGUGACGUGUCUGGACGUGUCGGCCUCCUUUGGCCAUCGCUCAACACGGUCGGGCGGCACCAUCUGCACCAGUCGCGUCCGCCGCGUCCGCCGCCGCCGCGCGCGUCCGUGCCGUGUUUCUGUCCGUGGCGUGUGCAUGCAUGUAUGCACGUGCGCGUGCAGCUGCCCCCGCUCCCGCCGCCGAGGAUAGAUGCGCAGCGUCUGUGCGCUGCUGCCGCCGCGUCCGUGUGCUGCCGCCGCGUCCAUGCGCUGCCGUCGGCGUCAGGCCUGCGGGCGGGCUCGCGCGCAGUCGAGGGGCUCGCGCGCUUGCUUGUUUGCGAGCGGGGUGGACGGACGGACGGGCGCGCUCGCGCGCUCGGGAGUCGGCACGAUAGCUGUCCGGGUGCGCGCGCGCGCGUGGAGUUGAUGGGCGUGCAGCAGGACGUCGCAGGCCGUCGCAGCAGCGUCUGCGGCUCGACGCGCGACGCGGGGCGACGGGGGGCUAACAAACUGGAAGACGGCGGAGCAAGCCAGGGGAGCGGGCCUGGGCGCUCGGUGCGGCCUGUCGACGCGUGA
Molecule: messenger RNA, 828 nt
Organism: Heterobasidion irregulare TC 32-1
Lineage: Eukaryota; Fungi; Basidiomycota; Agaricomycetes; Russulales; Bondarzewiaceae
Exons: 1
Coding region: 1-828 (275 amino acids)
Source: RefSeq, a predicted model, not a curated record